Molecule: messenger RNA, 2445 nt
Organism: Parnassius mnemosyne (clouded apollo)
Lineage: Eukaryota; Metazoa; Arthropoda; Insecta; Lepidoptera; Papilionidae
Source: the annotation of a GenBank genome assembly
AUUUGAAUCGAUUUAAAAAUCGACCUUUUUCGGAAAGAAUCGACAUCCCUAUUGACGUCUACAAUGACAUUAUAAAAUGGCGCCAGUUUAUUAGCAGAUUAGACAUAAACAUUGCAAGAAUAAUUGAUUUUCAAUUAUUCUUUUCUCAAAAAUUACGCGUUUCCGUAUAUUGAGAGUGUUGUGUGUGUGCUUAUAAUAGUGUAAUCUUUCUAUAAAAAUAAGUAUCAACACCAAACUCCACUGACGUCAAUGGAAAGCUAAGCCCACAUUUUUCCAUACGAUGGAACCAAUCACUGAAGCAACCAUUCCAUUCGGAAGUUGGGGUCUCCAAAAUGGCCGUUUUGUAGGCGUCCACAGCUUCUUCAGGUGAUGAAAAUCUCUGUCCACGCAAUUUAUUCUUUAUUUUAGGGAAAGUAUAGAAAUCAUUAGGGCUUAGGUCGGGGCUGUACGGCGGAUGGUCUGAUAAUUCUGUUUUCUUGCUCUAAAAACUCUUUUGUUCUGUGUGCGGUGUGAGAACUCGUAUUGUCAUGAUGGAGCAUGAUGCGGCGGUUGCAGUUCUCUUUAUGGAGUUCAGAAACAACCUGUGGCAAACAAUUGCUAGCAUACCAUUCUGCAUUAACCGUUCUUUGUCCCUCAAGAGGAAUAAUCGUAACAUGGCCGGUUUUGGAGACAAACGUGGCUACCAUUUAUUUGCAACACUCCGUGAACGAACAAUUUUUGUUGGCUUUAACUCAUUUUCGAACACCCAAACUCGUGACUGGUUUUUUAUUUCGGGUUCGUACGCUUAUAUCCAGGAUUCGUCACAAGAUACAAUGUUGUAUACAGCAUUUGAGGAUCCUGCGUGGAAUCUUUCGAGAGUUCUGACGCACCAAGUAACGCGAGCCGCUUUUUGCUCUUCACAGAGCGAAUGCGGUGUCCAUCGGGAAAACAACUUUUUUACACCUAAUUGUUCAUGCAAGAUUAUUUGUAUUUGACUCAUGCCAAUGUCUAAAGUUGCCUGAAUUUCGUGGUAUGUCACAUGUCGAUCUUCCUCAAUCAGCAAACGUUUUCUUGGGUGACUGCAGUUUUUGGACGACCUUGACGGGGAUCAUCACUGAGUUUGACUCGUCCACGUUGAAAUACAGCAAACCAGUGAUAAAUUGUGGUUUUGGAUGGGGCUUCAUCACCAAAUGCAGAAAUCAUCCGGUCAACACACUGUUUUUGUGUUAAACCACUUCGAAAGUCAUAAUAAAUCAUCGCUCUUGAAUUUUCUUGAGUCAAUUCCAUUUUCUCAACGACUAUACAAGUUUGACCAAAACCUUGUGACAAGACCGAGAAUCUUUUUUUAAAUAAAUAAAUGGUAUUCGAUUUUAAAACCAAGGACUUUUCAAUUAAAAAGAUUUUAAUAUGACAGGAACAGUGGAAAUAUUCCAUUCCCGAUACUUUUAGUGCAGCCCUCGUACACAGUCUACAAUAUUAUACUUCUUAUUAAUAAAAAUUCACUGCUCGAUGGGUCGUCCCCAUUAUAAUGAAGUAUUUGCCUUGAUCAUCACUUGGCAGACACCUUGACGGUCACUCUGUAUCGCGCUUUCUAUGCUGCUUCCCUUUGCCAUAUGGGAGAAUGCUUUUUCUAUUGCAGAGUUAAGUUUGCCCUUCAAUCCAAUUUACUUUUUCGUUAAUGGAAUGAUUUACGAAUUCCAGUAAGUUAAGUACUUUCACAAAAAUAAUUAUCUAACUGUUUAUACUGAUGUAUUAUAUAUAAACGAAAUAUUAUCUAUAGGUAAUAUCACUCAAUUAACAAAGACAGAUCUUUGUCAAUUUACGGCAUUCUUGAAUCUGAUUUGAAAAAUUGUUGAGAUUUGAUUCUCUGGAUGGAUGAUCUAUCUACAUUCUUAUUUAAGUUUAUUCGGAACACUCUUUUUGACUGGUUUGUAUCAUUAUUUGGAGUUGUUGUCAGGAAGAUGCUGCUGCCCAUCUCCUGUUUCAGUUUCCCUCUGUCCCUUUUUACGACAUCUGCGAGAUGGUAUGGGGUAGCAUGAAUUCUCCUAUGCCACCGCUACACUGGUUAUUUUCUCUUAUUUAAAAAAGAAUUUGGUUUCAGUCAAUACCAAUACAGCAUGAUAGCCUCAUGAGAAUGAGAUUCGAUUCACACCAAUUUGUCAUGUAGAUAUCUGGCCAGUAGAGUGUGAUCUAGGAAAUGAUUGUAAAGACGAAAUUUUUAUCCUUGACUCCAUUAAAGUUGAGGAACAGAAUAUCGAAAAUGAGAAUUUCAAAUUUGAAGAAAAUGGGAAUAAUGAAACAGAGCAAUACAUCACACCGACAAAUAAUUUUUCAAAUCCAUUUGAGAAAAAGAUUAAAUCAAAUUCUAUUGAUUCUAACAUAAACGAUGUUCGUAAAGGAAACUUCGAUUUAAAAAGCCGUACUAUUAAAUCAAACCCUAAAGUGAAAAAAUAUAACCAACCUAUU